Drosophila melanogaster (fruit fly) is the source of this 5383-nucleotide messenger RNA. RefSeq names its product neuroligin 2 (gene Nlg2). The record is from RefSeq and is marked reviewed. NCBI's taxonomy places the organism in Eukaryota, Metazoa, Arthropoda, Insecta, Diptera, Drosophilidae. Bases 973 to 4719 code for a protein of 1248 amino acids. Gene Ontology annotation, cellular component: presynapse. The transcript has 13 exons. Gene Ontology annotation, biological process: cell-cell adhesion.
CAAUUAGAGUCGGAGCAUCGUCGUUGUCGUUGUGUCAGCAUCAGAGCAAGAGCGAACGCGCACGCAGACGGACACGGACACGGAGCACGGAUAAAACGGGCGAAAGACAAGAAAAACCUACAAGGGCACCGCACAAGAAUAGCUGGUCCCAGUGUGUGAUGUGUUGUAAUGUGUUAUCUCAAAAAAAGAGUGCCUCGAAGGUAGUGUAAAAAGUGUGACCAGCAGCGGUAAAAACCAGAGCAAACCAGAGACUCAAUUAACUGUGAAAACCUGCUGCACACACGCCACACACACGCACGCACGCACACCCUCGCCGAGUGAGAGUGUAGUGGAGAGAGAGUCGCAGAGAGGUAAAGGUGAAGCUGAAGGAGAAGCGCGAACAAUUUGUUGAAUACAACGGUACCGCUCCGUUGCAAGGCGAAAAGCGAAAGUGAAAGGCAGAAGCCAAAGAAAAGCGAACUAAAUUUUAAUACGGCGAAAAGAACUGAAAUAAAACUAGGGGAAAAUUCCAAGAGUGCCCGAACAAACAACACCAACAAACGGGAAAGGGAAAAACGGAGAAAAUUGGCGGCGCAAAAGUUAAAAGGGACAAAGACGAUUAAGCAGCUUGCCAAGGACGAGGACCAACAGCACGAAAGAUAUUUCCACGGUCGACGUGACAACUGCAGGCUGAAAUUGCGACUCUAAUAGAGCAGAGGCCAACACGUCCGGUGUAUAAUAUUUGAAAUCAAAGCGCUAGGGUCCAACCAUGACGGCGAUGCACGUGAAUCACAAGCUCAACAUGCGCACAACGGCUGUCAAGAUGAAGCGGACCCGACAUCCGGCCGCAUCCUGCCCCGAACCGAGUCCAAGUCCAACUACAAGUCCAAGCCCAAGCCCAAGUCACAGUUCGAUGGCCACGGCUGGCAGCAAGUGUCACGGCCAACCGGAAACGGAAGCGGACCAGCGGGCCAAUUGAAGCUCGGUGCAGGGAUGGCACAAACUAAGAUAAUUCAAUCGCGUUUUCUACACAUUUACGGUUUACUUUGCCUCGGUUCCUUGAUGGGUUGCAUUAAAACAAUCGGUGCUUCAAUUGCGCAGCAAACGCUUGCAGAUGCGGAUGCACCAGAUGAAGCUAAAGCUAAAGAGCGGGAAGCGGAAACGGAUGCGGAUGCGGAUGCGGAAGGGGAUGCAAAAGCGGAAACGGAAACGGGAAAGGGAACGAGAGAGCAUACAAAUGGGGACGCGGAAGCGGAUGCCCGCAUCAUGGCAACGGGAAUUUGCAUUAUAAGACUGAUAACAUUAAAGAGAUUUCUAGAGAAUUCCAAAACCGAAGAACACAAUCAAAGGCGCCAGCAAUCAGCAACGUCAGCAGCAUCAGCUGCGCCAGCUGGUGCGACCAGCCCGCGGAGGAGACACCUCCAUUAUCCCGGACAUUCAGCCGUACAACCCGGACACCCGGAGGCGUGUGCCCUGCUAGUGCUCCUGCUGCUCACCAGCCUCUGGCCGGAUUGCUGCGAGUGCCUCCACGGCGGCAGCAACACCGUGAAGACCAAGUACGGCCUGCUGCGAGGCAUCGUUGUCCGCUCCUCGCCGCUCGUGGAGGCCUUCCUGGGCAUUCCCUAUGCAUCGCCCCCGGUGGGCAGUCUCAGAUUUAUGCCCCCCAUAACACCAUCGACGUGGAAAACGGUUCGCAGCGCGGAUCGAUUCUCGCCGGUCUGUCCGCAGAACAUACCCAUACCGCCCAACGGACCGGAGGCGCUACUGGAAGUGCCCCGCGCCCGUCUCGCCCAGCUGCGCCGCCUGUUGCCGCUGCUGAAGAACCAAUCGGAAGACUGCUUAUACCUAAAUAUCUAUGUGCCCUACGAGACGCGUCGCCAGAGACGUAACACCGAUGAUACCACCGGCGAACCGAAGACCAAACUGUCCACGGUGGUGUUCAUCCAUGGCGAAUCGUACGACUGGAACUCAGGAAAUCCCUACGAUGGCUCCGAGCUGGCUGCCCACGGCAAUGUCAUCGUCGUGACAAUCAAUUUCCGUUUGGGAAUCUUUGGAUUCCUUAAGACCGGCGGCAAGGAGAGUGCCCAGGGAAACUUCGGACUGAUGGACCUGGUGGCGGGUCUUCACUGGCUCAAGGAAAAUCUGCCGGCAUUUGGCGGGGAUCCUCAGAGCAUCACACUACUGGGCUACGGAACUGGAGCUGUGCUGGCCAACAUUCUAGUUGUGUCUCCAGUGGCAAGUGACCUAAUCCAGCGCACGGUUCUGGUGAGCGGCUCCGCCCUGUCGCCUUGGGCCAUUCAAAAGAAUCCCCUUUUUGUGAAGAGGCGCGUGGCGGAACAGACUGGAUGCCACGGCGACAUGUUGUACGACGACCUGGCCCCCUGCCUCCGCACCAAGAGCGUCGCCGAAUUGCUGGCCGUCAAGGUGGAUCAUCCACGAUUUCUCGUGGGCUUCGCUCCAUUUGUGGACGGCACUGUUAUAUCGCCUGGCGCCAAUCCUUUGGGCAGCACCACAUUGCCCCUUGGAUCAGCUAUUGUUAGUACUUCAGGAAUUGAAUAUGCAAACUUUCCGAAACGAGACCUCAUUUUCUGCCUUACAUCUGUGGAGUCCUAUUUGGAUUUGAGUGCCCAGGACUUGGAGUUCGGCUUCAAUGAGACGCGACGGGAUCGCAUCCUGCGCACUUUUGUGCGAAACAACUUUCACUAUCAUCUGAACGAGAUAUUUGCCGUUCUAAAGAACGAGUACACCGACUGGGAGAAGGCCAUCCGUAAUCCUCUUAGCUCCCGAGACGCCACCCUGCAAUUCCUGAGCGAUGGCCACACGGCCUCGCCGCUGAUUAAGUUGGGCUACAUGCACAGUUUGCGUGGAGGUCGGGCCUACUUUCUGCACUUUAAACACAAGACCAUCGAGGAGGAGUACCCACAGAGAUCCGGCUCCGUGCGCGGCGAAGAUGUGCCUUUUUGGCUGGGUCUGCCAAUGUCCCCGCUCUUUCCGCACAACUACACCACCCAGGAGCGACAAAUCGGUAGACUAAUGCUGCGAUAUCUGUCCAACUUUGCCAAAACUGGCAAUCCGAAUCAAUCCACGGCAAAGUCAGUGCUUCCUAAUCCGAACGAGGUCUUGGAGACUGCACUGCAUCAGCAGAAGAAGCGCUCCACUAGUCUGACUCAUCCCAAUCUCAGUGAGGCCCUCAAUCUGGCAGUGCUCUACAAUCAGCGAAGGAGCAAUGCGAUGCACGAGAAGCGAUCCUACAUACGAAGAAGACUGCGUAGCAAUGAUGCAGCCUUCACCCAGCUGGGAAUCUCUAGUGAACGGGAUGUGGGCAGCUACGAUGGCGAUGAGCUGCCAUUUUGGGAUGCCUACGACGUGGUCAAUCAGCUGUACGUGGAAUUGGGAAACAAGGCCAACAUUCAGAGCCACUACCGUGGUCAUAAGCUGUCCAUGUGGUUGAACCUUAUUCCUCAGCUACAUCGCCAUUUCAACAUCAAUGACCAGUCUAUGCGACACCAUCAGUUCCAGGACGACAUGAACAACAGGGAUCUCUACGAGGGCGUUGUGCGACCACAAUUGCAGACUAAGCCAGCUGAAGAUGAUAACAUCAUCAUCAUGCAGAGGAGCAGAACAACGACGCCACCGCCGCCCUCAAAGAAUCCGAGUACAAAUGCCACGCAAGCCUUAAAUCCGCUUGGCACGGGAACACCUACCACCACAGAGUGCGGCAUCGAUGGAGCCAUGUCCGUAUCGGAACUAACCACCACUCAGUCGCCAAAGGACAAUAGAACUGGAAUAGUGCGCGUGGAGACCCAGAAGGACCUGGCCACCGCGUCGACUGGGAUCAUUGGCAACCUGGAGCUGUUACGCCGUCUGGGAGGCAAGCAGUUUCAAAGCUAUACGACAGCCCUGAUAGCCACCGUGGCCGUGGGCUGCUUCCUGCUAAUCCUGAAUGUCCUGAUCUUCGCGGGCAUUUAUCAUCAGCGCGAGAAGCGAGCGCGAGAUGCGAAGACCAAGGAGGAGCUGCAGGAGGGCGAUAACAGCAAGAACUCCAGCAUCCUGAAGCUCAACGCUCUGAUGGGCGGCGGAGGAGCAUGUGGUUCUGGUCCAGGCGACAUAGCGGAUGCGUAUACCUUGAGCGGCUCCGUGGUGGACAGCAAGGGCGGAGUGGGCGUCGUGUUCGGGGAGUAUAGCUGCUACGAUGAGAAGACCAAGCAGCUGAAGGAAGAGAAGCUGCUGGUGGAACUGCCACCAUCAUCGUCGACGGGCCAGACGUCUUUGAUGAUAGACAAUUGGGGCGCGUGUUCCACGAGCACUUUGGAUCUGUUAAAAACAAAGCCAGGCGAUCCCAUCGAAAUGGUGACCUACAGUGCGCUGCCCUCGGUAAUGGAAUCAACAUCGGCCAUGAGCAGCAAGCGUGGAUCGUUUGUGGACACCACCCUGCAAUUCAACAGUCCGCAGCAAUUCGACUAUGCUGUGCAGUCCUCGGAUCAGAUGUCCUUUAAGGCGAUAGAGGAUGCAGUGAAAGCGGCGGCAGGGCAUGACUCGGAAAUCACGCGGGAUGAUGACAUUCCCGAACCGCCGCCACCACCACGAUCCUUUCUGGCAGCCCAACAGCAACAACAACAGCAGCAGCAGCAGCAGCAAACAGGAAUCCUGCGACAGACAGGAGCAGGUGGCACUUCCACGUCGGGAUCGGCGAGCGGCAGCGGCAAGAAACGUGUACAUAUUCAGGAAAUCUCAGUCUAGCAAUCAUAACCCUUCUAGUAACCAAUUGUGACCCUAGUUUAAUGUUUUUAUCUAGUUAUUUAUGCGUCGAGCUUGUCCAACUGGAGCUUCUCCUACAUCUGAGUCCAAGUUUUAGCCUAUUUCUCAAAAAUUAAUUUUCGUCUAUCUAAUUUUUUAGUUUUAGAAUACUUUUCUUUAAACAACUGACGCGAUUAGUCUGUAAGCUUUCCAGUACCAAAUUCAUAUUCAUGUUAGGUGAGUUCGACUCUUGUUUAGUUAUCAAUUUCUGCUCACUGACCCAAAUAUUUAAAAUAGAAUCAUGUUUCUGUUCUCUGGCAUCAAUGCAAAAAAUCGUUGUAACUAUAUGUAUUACGUAUGUUUGUAUAUUAUGUAAAUGUUCCUUGUAGACGUGAUUGAGAAGAUAAUUGUGUAGGAAUAAUUUUUGAAGUGUUAUCAUUGUGUGUAUAGUUUAUGUUACUUUUUGGUGUACGAUUAGAAAUUCAUAUUUGCUUCUAUUUGCUUGUUAUUUAAUAAUUAGCGAAAUCAAAAUAAUAUGUAACAAGCUUUUAAUGAUUUGUAAAAGAAAACCAGAUAUAAUAACUAUGAUACACAUAUUGUAUUUAAUGUAUUGUAAAAUAUUGACUCUAUUUGUAUGAAAUACAUAUGUAUUACAAAGUAUUCAUAU